Messenger RNA from Rhipicephalus sanguineus (brown dog tick), 4129 nucleotides. Its product is annotated as PSME3-interacting protein. Bases 242 to 1009 code for a protein of 255 amino acids. NCBI's taxonomy places the organism in Eukaryota, Metazoa, Arthropoda, Arachnida, Ixodida, Ixodidae. Gene Ontology annotation, cellular component: nucleus. The transcript has 5 exons. The record is from RefSeq and is a predicted model, not a curated record.
GCGCGUGUCCACGAGUAGCGCCAAAAUCUUGCUAUGGUGGUAAUGGCGGUGUAGUGAAGUACUACCUGUCCGCAGUGCGCCUUCGACACAAACACCGACCGUUUGCCCUUACGACGGAGUGCUCAAGCUUUGCUACUAAACGAGUUAUCGGGCGAAUAAUUAGAGCGUCCAGUCGUAGCUGCAUUAAAUGCUGCAAUAAUCCCAAUUGUCUUGUGCGCAUUUGGGAAAGUGCUCGCUCACAAUGAGUUUUGGAGGCAGCACCUCGCAGGAGACGAUUCCUAAGUUUAAAUCGUUCGUGUCCGAAAGUGAGCUUGAAGAAAAACGCAGGAAAAGGCAAGAAGAAUGGGAAAAAGUCAGGAAGGCAGAUGAUCCAGUUGAGGCUCCAGAAGAAGAGUAUGAUCCUCGAUCAUUGUUUGAAAGACUAGAAGAACAGCGAUUGAAGAAGCAAGCGGAUUAUGAAGAAGCACACAAGCUCAAGAACAUGAUUCGAGGACUGGACGAUGACGAAGUCACAUUCCUUGAAUACGUCGACAUGCGGAAGCAAGAGAUAGAAUCACAACGAAUGAAAGAAGAUAUGCAAGAGAUUGAGGAAUAUAGAAAAGCUGUUGCCACACUAUCUGAAGAGGCAUUGGAAGCUAAAAGGCAAGAAAUAAAGAAAAGUACUGCAGCUGCUGCUGCACCUAAUCAAGGAAAGAAAAGUCAGCUGUCUUUGCUGUCGGGUGCUGUGAAGCGCAAGUGUGGAGACUCAAGUGAUGCUGAAAAGAAACAACGCACAAACAGCUCUGGUGAUGAAGAACGGAGCCUGUCACCCAAUGAACAUGUGGGAGUGCAAGCCCCAGUGACCGCACUCCGUUGUCUUGGUGUCCUCCCUGGCCUCGGUGUAUACACAGACAGCAGUGAUUCAGAGAACUCUUCAUUCAGUGAUGAAGCUGACUUGGAGCUAGACCUUGUGGGACGGAGACGCCAGGCACCCAUGCAUCAGGCUGAGCGCUCUCCGAAGCCUAACUAGGCGUUGCUUGUUCUAUUCAACUGUGCUGCUGCAUACGUCAGGAGUGAACUGAGGUGCAGGACACUGUGUGGCAUGUGCAGUCUGCAGUGUCAGAUGUGCAUUGACACAUGCACUGACAUCUGUUAUGUGGACAAUAGGGUGCUUGUUUGAUGAACUGACAUAGUGGAACACAGCUCAGAAAAAAGUCUUGGAGAGCAUUGCUGUGUUGGGUUAUAUUAAAAAAAAUGUUACAAGGGGGUUAGGGUCAAGGGUGCAACAUGAACGUUGGAAAUGUUCUGCUCAGACCUGCUGGUUUUUAGUGGAAACGCAAAACAAGGCAAAGUUCCAUCACUACCACUAAUAAUAGCAAUUACAAUUCAGACUUUUUUUUAUCCGAUGUUGUAGCCUUGUUAGUUAAAAAAGGGGCAACGCUUGUGAUAAUGGUUAUUCCCUGUUCUUUCCUCAAAUGUGUGGGAGCUGUGUUAAGCUCCUUGUGCAUGGUAAGAACUUAUGCAGAGACAGCAUGAUGGUAGGCCAAUUGUAGCACAUUUGCCACUAGUAGCACACUGAUGUGGCCUUUGCCUCUUUUAGUGAUUACAGUAGGAAAAGUGCACGAGGUUUCAGGCCAGAUAUCUUUAGUCUGAAAGGGGCCCUGCAACGCUUUCUGAGCAUAGUUAGAAAAUGCUGCCGAUCAGUAGUAGAGGCUCCUGUGAACAUGUGCACAAAAUACUGUAGCACUGCAUGCAGUGGGAAAUUUACAGUGUCGUUUUAAAGAUAGCCAGAAAUUGCUUGCUUCUAUUUACACACUACGCAGCUGGUGGAACAGACUUUGUAGUUGGUGGGAGGGACACGGCCAUUGGCUGACUUCAUGGCCGCGAUACCAUCCCCAGUAAUACUUCAUUGUUUGUUUUGAGUUCAGUAAUUGAAAAAUGUAUGUACAUCAAUAUCAUCAGAUAUGUAGAAAAUGUAUCUUAUUUUUGUACUUUCCAAUCUCAAUCUAUCGUCAUCGGUUUAACGUUUUGUGUUCUCCUACAUUCACGCAAGGCAGCAUUGAGCAUACUACACCCGUCUUAUUUCAAACGCUGCGUGCCUGAGUCUGUCCCUUGCUUAGUAUUGAGCCAGCUAUGAGUACUUACCAGUGCACAUUGUCGUUUCUGAAACCACCUGUACGUUUUCCAGCACACGCUUGCCCUCACCUACAUGCCUGGCGAGCUGGACGCCUUGGCUGACAUCUCUUGGUGUUUAGCCAAUUGAAACCACUUCAAAAUAUGCUAUCUGUAUUAUUUGGCUACUGUCGGUUGGUCAAGCCGAUGCAGGGCAAAGCCAGUCCACACCAGGUUCUCAAGGAGCUCAGCCAGACUUUAGCACUGCAGUUGUGCUUCUUGUGCUCCAUAGGUAUCGCAGCCUCCAUGAGCUGCUGCCAUGUGUCACGGUGGCACCUGUCUGUACUAGAAAUGUAUGAAUAUGUUUCAAAAAAAUGCAAAAAGAAAAUGGUCAAGGUCGUGACAUAUGCUGACGUAGCUUCUCGUGCGCUUGUCUAGACUAAAGAAGAGCGAAAAUGCUUGGAGCCUGUAAUAAAGCCUAAUGACUUCGCUUACACUUGAAGGAUUUGAAAACUUUUUGUGACAACAGAUUCAUGAGACAGUGAACUCCUAUUUCGAUGUUACCCGCCACAGUGGUCUAGUGGUUAUGGUGCUCGAAUGCUGACCCGCAGGUCGCGGUAUCGAAUCCUUUGCCGCAGCGGCCACAUUUUCACCAGAUGGUCCAGAAAUUUACCAGGUGGUCAAAAUUUUCGGAGCCCUCCACUACGGCAUCUCUCAUAAUCAAAUCGUGGUUUUGGGAUAGUAAACCCCAGCAAUUAUUAUCCUAUUGUGAUGUCAUUUAAAUGAUCACUUAAAGGUAUUGCAGGGCCCCUAAGAAAUGGUUCUAUUUAUGCAUGAUGCUGGCAGUUUUGACAUUGAAGCGCAAACUCAUCUUUAAUAUGCUUAUCAUCAUUGCUGUAUAGUUCUUGUUGUUUGGAACAAGGGUUGAGCAGGGGCGGGAGGGGACAUGCAGCUUCUUACAAUUACCUAGUGGGAAAACUGGUGCUGCGAUGCUGUUGUAUGCAUGGGAAUGCUGGGAUGUGUCAGAUUCGAAUUGUCAUUGUUCAUGAAGAGCCCGGACACUGCGGAGGCACGCCUGGCUAGAAGCGUUCCUUGAGUCACAAUAGUUAAUUUUGUACUGUAGCAGCACGUAUUGAGCUAUUUAUUUUUUACCAUUACACAGAAUUGAGUUUUAUAUAACAUUGAAAACUUCUGCAUCAAUGUACAAUUUUAUGAAACAUAAAAAGCAGCCAGCGGCCAAGUUGGAAGACAGACGACAAAGUCAGCGUUCACUCUGCGACAGUUUGUCGUCUGUUCUUUCACCAUUUUGUUAUGCCCUGCAGGUGAGAACUUUUAUUCUAGAAUAUAAUACAGGUUAAUGAGAUCCGUUUAUGAAGGUUUUGUUUUAGAGAAGCCUUAUUCGUGUAGCCGUAUCUACGUUUGAGGCCAAGCCGCCUCGCUCAACACCAGCCAACACAAGCCUCACAUACACAUAUACCCCGAUUCCCUUGAGCGCCCAUUAGGAAACUUGCAUAGAUGGUGGCACUAAAUUUCCCUCUAGGUAUCAUUGUCAGAAACUGUGGGUUGAAGCAUUAUACAUUUGUGUCACGAGAUGUGCCGAGUGCUUUAAUUGGGGGGGGGGCACCUGUACAUCAAUAAGGUGUGGGUAGUUGCUGAAGGGAAAGGACAAGCUGUUUGGGAACAGAUAAGGGGCAUUGUCAUGCCUAUAAGUUAUUUGCUAAUGUUUUAACUGUUGUUUGCUAAUGUUUUAACUGUACUGAGUAGCCCUGCCAUAUUGUGCUACUAGGAGCUCUCUUCUUUUGUUCUUGUUUUAGUUGUGGCACAAUAUUAGAAUUAUUGCAAGUUGCAAACAUUUUUAUAUGUGUGCUUAUAGUCUGUCAUCCUUUUGUCAGGUACUGUGCAAAUCGCUGACAGUCAGUUCUGUAAAAUUGCCUAUACAAUUUUGCAAAGGGGACACACAAGUGAAGCACCAUUUGUGAGUGUUAAGUUCUCGUUGCAAGCUUUUACUAAAGUUGUUUGAACCUUGAAAAUGGUUGAA